Triticum turgidum subsp. durum (durum wheat) is the source of this 681-nucleotide messenger RNA. Lineage: Eukaryota; Viridiplantae; Streptophyta; Magnoliopsida; Poales; Poaceae. The record is from the annotation of a GenBank genome assembly.
AUGAACGCAAGUUCGGUACAAUUGUAUGGAUAUAUAGCAGCACGGGAUUAUUUGGAUUUAUCGCUUAAUUAUAUUGUCAAUCGUAGCAGGGACAAUCCCCUUAUGGUGCGACAGGGUUCUCUCAUUGAGAUGACUGGCCCUAAGAGAGGCAUCACAAUGACCAGCCCUGUUCUAGUUGAGUAUGACAUGAGGAUCAAGGAAGGGGAGCAAGAAGAAUAUGAUCUACAAUUAAUUGAUGGUGCAACAGACUUCUGCGAAGUAACCACACCUUCUCAUCCAUUCACGAGUCAGAUUAAUGGCGAUUGUGGUGCAGUUGACAUCACUUUAGCACACGUCGUCAAUGCAGUGGAGGCCACAAUAGAUGUUAUUGUAUCAGAAGUGCGGAGUGGAUUCAAUUUAUCUCUCGGUUCGUAUGUGCUUGUAGGUGGGUCAUAUCAAGGAAUCGAGCUCCUGCGUGAUAUUAUUGGUGAGUCAUGUGUCAUAACAAGAAGAUAUGUGAUUGCCGUAGAGAUGGAUAGUUGGAUGCACUUGAAGCUCAUGGUAGGCCGGGAAGGUUCAAAAUACGAUGAUUUGGAACAUCAUUGUCGCUUCAAAGCAAACCUCCAUGGAUAUGCACGUCGACAAAUACUGCUUGAGCAUGCCUCUAUCUCGCUAAAGGUGACUUGGUCGGCUAUGCCAUGA